This is a messenger RNA of Enterobius vermicularis (human pinworm), 264 nucleotides long. The record is from the annotation of a GenBank genome assembly. NCBI's taxonomy places the organism in Eukaryota, Metazoa, Nematoda, Chromadorea, Rhabditida, Oxyuridae.
AUGGUUUUAUGUUGUGUCGUUGGAACAGCUAAUUUGAAUGAUUCAUUUGCAGAAGAUGAAGAGAUCAAGAGGCCUUCUGUGUUGCAAAUUUCCAAAUUAUCCUCCUGUUACGGUAGUAUGAGUGCUUCCACUUCAACGGCGAUCCCACAUCAGCCGUCGUCGUCACCGUCAUCGUCGUUGUUAUUGUUGCAUAAAGGUGAUGGUGCUACCGACAAGGAAGCUGCUGAACCACCGUACGGUGUAACACAGGAAGAUUUUGAGUAA